AUGGUCAAAGAAGAGCUAAAACUCAACGUGACUGAAGAAGAGCCAACAGGAGGACAACCAAGAUGUCCUUUUGUCAUGGAUGACAAGUUAGACUGUAAAGGCCUCAAAUACCAGCCCAAGGGAUCUGGCCUUAGUUUGGUGGUCAGGGACCACGCAAAGGUUAUAAGCAGAGGAAUGACAGGAUCAGAGUUGGGCUCCAAGAGGGAUGGCCUGAAGCAAAGACGUACUGGAGCACCUGGCAGAGGCUGCUUUGCCCUGGCCAUUCUGCUGGCAAUUGUGGAGAACAAGCUUGGUCGAUGAAUGCACAUCCUCAGCUCAACUUCCCAGGAGGAAGCAACUGUGUUGCUUAAAAAAGAAGAGGCUGAGGCGGGUAUGGUGUUUUUGUGCAAGGACAAGUCUUGAGACUGUUCCCCUGAGACUAGCUUGGAGCAACUGAGACUUAAAUUGGAUCCUGGGAGAGAUGGUAUCAGUGAAAUAUCACCUCAGUUGGUGUUCACCAUAAACCAAGCCAUGGCAUUGGACAGUGAGACCUACCAGCGGUGUGCCAGAAGCCAGAAGCUGGAUAUCUGCCUUCAGGGCCAUUAUUUCUCUAGUGAACUACACAGUAAUGGGAUUGAAACAGGACACCCCAAGUUUGGCCACAGUAAAGGUGCUCUCAGUUCAGGCUUCCUGCAAGAAAAGGUCUGGAUGAUGCUGGUCACCAGCCUGGUGGCCCUUCAAGGUAUGUUCAGAAGAGCUUUUAGCACCCCAAGAAAUGAGAGUGCUAUACCUUUAACAUCUUGA
This is a messenger RNA of Balaenoptera ricei (Rice's whale), 783 nucleotides long. RefSeq names its product CD160 molecule (gene CD160). The record is from RefSeq and is a predicted model, not a curated record. Gene Ontology annotation, cellular component: plasma membrane. Gene Ontology annotation, molecular function: transmembrane signaling receptor activity. NCBI's taxonomy places the organism in Eukaryota, Metazoa, Chordata, Mammalia, Artiodactyla, Balaenopteridae. Gene Ontology annotation, biological process: regulation of adaptive immune response.